AUGGGUCAUGCCAUCCUGGCUCACAGCAGGGGGAACUGCUUGCUUGGGACCGGGAGUUACUACAAUCAUGAAGGCUGGAGGUAUUCCCAUGCACACAAUGGCAUUCUGGGACCCUUCGGGCAGCUGAUGACUGAGGAGGACAUAAUCCGCAUUGAGAAGCAAAUCGAGAGCCUCCAAGUGAUGCACAAAGUUCAGAAGGUGGAGACGGAGCUGGAACAGCUAGAGCAUGAAAUGCAGCAGCUCCUGCCGCUCUCUGCCGCCUUGGCAAAGGAGCAUUUCACGGCAAACCCCAAGCGCAUGCAAGGCCGAGCCGAUGACCUCCCGGCCUGGUGCAGCAAGAUCUCCACUCUCCUAAAGAGCAUGGCCAUCCUCCUGGCUAUGCUUGGGGGCAAGGCGGUCAACCUGGCAGACAUGGUGAGCCCCGACACGUCCGAGCACACGGGCCAGGCCGCGAGCACCUCGCCCGAGGCAGCACCACUAAAAGAGGGCCCUGCUAACAUCGGGAGAUCACAGUCCUUCAGCUGCACUCGGGAGGAGGUGGAGAAGGAGAUCAUGCAAUGUGGUGUGUCGGUGAAGAACCUGAAGGCCAAUUAUGAGUUGCACACGCUGUGCCAGCUGCCGGAGGCUGUGUCCAGCAGGGUGUACAAGCGGAAGAGGUCCCUGCCUGUGGGAACCAUGCCAUAUAGCUACGGCCGAGAGCCCAUCCUGGAGGAGGAUUAUAUAACGAGCGGUGAUCUGUUCAGUGCGCUAAGCGAAGAUGCUGCAGCGGAUGGCAUCGAGCCACCCAGUAUGCUAGAGCAUGCUCACUUGCCCUACUGCGAAACAGGGCCCCGGCCUUCCAGGGAUACAGAGGCACAAAGUGCGGCCACGGAGCCUUUCGGGGAGGCCCUGUUCAGCCCCGACCACCUGACCAGAAGCCUCCCUGUGCAGACGGAGCUGAGCUGCGUGCAGGAUUACAUCGACAUGCGGAAGGAGCGGAUCGUCUACCUCUUCCUGGAGCACUGGAAGAAGUGGACGUUCACCGAGUCGGUUAGCCACGCUCGCCCCAAGAGGAAAAUGGGUCUCGCCGAAACGCUCGACUCAGAGUUCAGCAAGGAGCCCAAGGCAUAUAGCAGCGCCCCAGUCCCCAUGGCGACCGGGAAGAAACCCAGCGAGGAUGACCGGCUCUUGUACUUCAUGAAGCAAAGGCAGGUGGUGGGGAAGCUGAUCACCCACUGGAGAAGCAUCAUCAGCCAGGUCCCGACACGGCAGAUCCGCCGUCUGAGCCGCACCAACAUGUUGUACUGGCCCGAGCACUUCCUGCCGCACGUCUGUGGCUCCCCAGUGGAGUACGACAGCCUGACGCUGGACCUCUUCAUGCUGGGCUACUUCCAGCUCCUGGAGAUGAGCAUGAGCCGCGAGGAGAGGAAGUUUCGGCACCUUCUGUGCUACGAGAUGUUUGACCGGCUGGGCAGCCACAGCUGGGAGCUCAUCCGCCAGUUCCACAAGGUGGUGAUGGAGGAGAUCGAGGCCGGGAAGCGGGACUGGCUGGAUGGCUUUGAAGAUCUCAAACAGGAGUUCUUUGGGGACAGCCUGGAGCCAGAGCAAGCGGCCGCAGUGGAAACAGAGGUCCCAGCAGGAACCCAGCCUCCACAGCUGCCCGCUCCAGCGCCCGAUGAACUGGGCCUAGCCCCUGCCCCUAAGAGUAGGGAGAGCUCCAUCCAGCUGGUCUCCGAGCUAGGCGAGUUCAGUAAUGAGGACAUUUGUCGCUAUAUAGACCGUAGCUUCUCCUUCUGGAAAGAGAAGGAGGCAGAGAUGUUUGAUAUCUGA
Emys orbicularis (European pond turtle) is the source of this 1809-nucleotide messenger RNA. RefSeq names its product espin-like protein. The transcript has 3 exons. NCBI's taxonomy places the organism in Eukaryota, Metazoa, Chordata, Testudines, Emydidae. Gene Ontology annotation, biological process: actin filament bundle assembly. The record is from RefSeq and is a predicted model, not a curated record. Gene Ontology annotation, molecular function: actin filament binding. The coding region runs from base 1 to 1809 and encodes 602 amino acids. Gene Ontology annotation, cellular component: cytoplasm.